Camarhynchus parvulus is the source of this 1104-nucleotide messenger RNA. RefSeq names its product urotensin-2 receptor-like. Gene Ontology annotation, biological process: neuropeptide signaling pathway. Gene Ontology annotation, cellular component: membrane. The transcript has a single exon. NCBI's taxonomy places the organism in Eukaryota, Metazoa, Chordata, Aves, Passeriformes, Thraupidae. The coding region runs from base 28 to 1104 and encodes 358 amino acids. Gene Ontology annotation, molecular function: urotensin II receptor activity. The record is from RefSeq and is a predicted model, not a curated record.
AUUUGCUCUUGCUUAACUUACCCAAAGAUGUCUUACAACACUUCUCUUAUCAGCCCAAGUCCUAGAGAGGAUCCCAAGGGUGGCAGUUUCUUGGAGGAAAGCAGUGGUGGGGGUGAUGACAGCAAUGUCCUGGGAGGGGACAGCCCGGUCACAGGGCCGCUGGGUGCGGUGCUGCUGGUCAUGUGCCUCACUGGGAUGGUGGGGAACGUCUACACAGUGGCAGUGGCCUCUGGCAGGGUGGCAGGCUGCUCAGCAGGCUCCUUGGGGGUCUACAUGAUCAACCUUGCCCUGGCUGACCUCCUGUACCUCUCCACCAUCCCCUUUGUGGUUUGCACCUAUUUUGCCCAUGACUGGUUCUUUGGGGAUGUGGGUUGCAGGCUUUUGCUCAGCCUGGACCUCCUCACCAUGCACGCCAGCAUCUUCCUUCUGACCGCCAUGAGCCUGGAGAGGUACUGGGCAGUGGCCAAGCCUCUGCGGGCCCGGCGGGCCAGCAAUGCCUGCCGUAGGCUGGCCAGCGCCAUCCUCUGGCUCCUCUCGCUCCUGCUCACGGCCCCCAUGAUGGCGAUGACUCAGCUGCGGGAGGGGGACGGCCCCCGCAAGCGCAUCUGUGUGCCCACCUGGACACCAGCAGCUUUCCGGCUCUACCUGACGGUGCUGUUCGGCACCGGCAUCCUGGCACCCGGCGCCGUGCUGGGCAUCGUCUACGCCCGCCUGGCCCGCGCGUACCGCUCCUCGGCCUGGGGCCUGGGGCUGCCGCUGCCCGGCCGGGUCCCUGCCCGGCGGCUCCUCUGCAGGAUCUCUGCCAUCGUGGCGGCCUACUGGGCCUGCUUCCUCCCCUUCUGGGCCUGGCAGCUGGCCAGGCUGUACCAGGGAGAGGGGCUGGGCAUCGGCCCCACCGCCCAGGCCUACCUUAACUUUGGUGUCACCUGCCUGGCCUAUGGCAACAGCUGUGUCAACCCCUUCCUGUACACCCUGCUUGCCAGCAGCCACCGCCGUGGCCAUGGCCGUGCUGGGACGGACAUGGCAUGGCCUGCAGCGCCCUCGCAGCAGCUGCAGAGAGCCACAGCAUCCCCCUGGCUUUCAGAGAGCUCUCAGGGUCUGUGA